AUGAGACAUAUGAUUCAUGGACCUUGUGGUGAUUGGUGUUUGGUAGAUGGAUGUUGUUCGAAACAUUAUCCAAAACCUUUUCUUGAAGAAACUAGAAUGGAUGAAAAUGCUUAUCCUUAUUAUCGUCGUCGAGAUAAUGGACAUGAUGUUGCUGCCGUAACUAUUGAACCAAUAACAGAAAAUGUAAUUAUUGAUCAUGAUGAAAUACAUAAUUAUAUCGAAGCUCGUUAUGUUGGACCUGUGGAAGCCAGUUGGCGUAUUCUUGGUAAGAAGUUACAAGAUAAAAGUCACGCUAUAAUGCGAUUGCCAGUCCAUCUUCCUAAUGAACAAAAUAUUAUAAUUGAAAAUGAAAAUAUUGAUGACGUUAUGAUUUCUGCUUUAAAUCAGGUUACUAUGUUGAUAGAUUAUUUCUCAUUGAACAUACGCGAUGAGGAAGCAAGACAAUAUCUAUACAUAGAAAUUCCACAACAUUAUACAUUUAAAAAGGAGAAAAUUAAUGGCAUAAAUGUAUCGCGUUGGGCUAAACGUAAAAGUCAUUAUAAUUGUGUAGGACGAAUGUAUUCCGUUAGUCCAACACAAACAGAAUUAUUUCAUUUACGAUUAUUAUUACUCACAGUAAAGGGAGUUACAAGUUUUAACGACUUAAAAACUGUAAAUGGAGAAUUGUGUCAAUCAUUUUCAGCAGCAUGUUUGGCUUUAGGUCUGAUCGAAGAUGAUGAUGAAUGGAUACGAGCUAUGAAUGAAGCUGUUGAAUGGAUGAUGCCACGACAACUUCGUAGAUUAUUUGUACGUAUAUUAUUACAUUGUCAGCCAUUACAUCCUGAAGAAUUAUGGGAAAAUUUUAAGUAG
Molecule: messenger RNA, 849 nt
Organism: Nylanderia fulva
Lineage: Eukaryota; Metazoa; Arthropoda; Insecta; Hymenoptera; Formicidae
Source: RefSeq, a predicted model, not a curated record